AUUUAGGCGCGCAAAAAACGAAGGCGGGAGCCUCCCCUCACCUGUUCCCUCCCAUUUAAACCCCCAAAAGCAGAGAGAGCGGAGAAGAAAGAGAGAGAGAGGGAAAUCAGAGGAGCCGUAGAGACGUGAGGCCGUGAGAAAGAGAGGAGAGAGAAGAGGAGGAAGAAGAAAUGGAGGUGGAUGAGCUGCCAAGGUCAAUAGUGAAGAGGAUGGUGAAAGAGAAGCUGAGCUAUCUAUCAAAAGUGGAUGAUGAGCCGUCAAAGGACGUCAACAUCAGCAAUGAAGCUCUCUCUGCUUUCUCAGAAAGUGCUCGCAUCUUCAUCCAUUACCUCUCUGCGACGGCAAAUGACAUAUGUCAGGAAUCAAAGCGACAGACAAUUAAUGCCGAGGAUGUUUUCAAAGCACUAGAGGAAAUUGAUUUCCCUGAGUUCACAGAGCCCCUAAGAGUUUCUCUGGAAGACUUCAGGAAGAAGAAGGCAUUCAAAAAGUCCAAAGAAACGAACAAGAAAAGGAAGAGUGAAGAAGAGCCUGAGUCUAACGUGAUUGGAAGCGAAGGAAAAGGUGAAGAAACAGAAGAGGGUGGGCACACAGAGAAAGAAGAUAUGGAUGAGCAGGAAGAAGAUUGUGGGGACGAAGGGAAAGAAGACGAGGAAGAAUAGAUUGAGGAUGAAGAACAUGUGGGUGGUUCUGGGGCAUACAAUCAAAGAGUUCCUUCUAGUUUAUUUUCUCUCUUCAUCCAAAAUUGCCUGGUGUACUUUGGGUUUUGGAGAUGGAGUCUAGCUCCUCAGAAAAAGAGAGACAAGACACUAGUUUGUAAUUUGAUUUUGUGUGGAGGAUCAAGACUGCUCGACUUAAUCCCUACUUUUGAUUUUGGUUACAUUUUGGGGUCUUCGGAUUCAAGCGAUUUGGGACCAAUGCCACUGGAAUUUUGUGGUUAUGCAUGGAUUGUUCAAACAGUCAUCGGUGCGUUAUUUCAACAAUCAUGGCAAAAAACAGCAUUUUGAAGAAUGCGAUCUUCGAGUAUAAGCAGCUCUAAUCUGAACCUAGACUCAUUAUAGUAGGUAGGUAUAGAUUUUUGGGGUAGUUUUGGAAUGAGCAUGUCUUUGUAAUUUCUUCAGAAGGCAGUUUUUUGAAAUUUUAAAGGUAUUGGGUCCA
Messenger RNA from Amborella trichopoda, 1155 nucleotides. It is a transcript of the gene NF-YB11, whose product is annotated as nuclear factor Y, subunit B11. The record is from RefSeq and is a predicted model, not a curated record. NCBI's taxonomy places the organism in Eukaryota, Viridiplantae, Streptophyta, Magnoliopsida, Amborellales, Amborellaceae. Gene Ontology annotation, cellular component: CHRAC; epsilon DNA polymerase complex. Gene Ontology annotation, molecular function: protein heterodimerization activity; chromatin DNA binding. Gene Ontology annotation, biological process: leading strand elongation; heterochromatin formation; DNA damage response.